Molecule: messenger RNA, 1209 nt
Organism: Mya arenaria
Lineage: Eukaryota; Metazoa; Mollusca; Bivalvia; Myida; Myidae
Exons: 5
Coding region: 105-1088 (327 amino acids)
Source: RefSeq, a predicted model, not a curated record
GAUCAAACAAGAUGUCUGCGCCCUUUGUUUUUGUUUAGACUUGUUUCUCUGUAACGAAAUAUAUCGUUUUUAUCAAUUUUAGUGGUCUAACACUUGGUGAAAAGAUGGCAUCCCAAACUUCUUCUGGAGGCAGAGAAUGGAAAGACUGGGUUGGUGAGUUGUUCGAGCCUAUCUAUGGAGCCACCAUCGAUGACCUCGUGGCAGGUGAAAAGGAGGCAGAAAAUAAACCACGUGUAAAACAUAUCUCCGUACAUGAUCCAGAAGCUGUGAGAAAGGUUUAUGAAAGGGUGCACAUGAUGACUCUGUUAGAUGAGGAAAUGCGGGCACAGAAACGGAACCCCCAACAGGGACCACCCCAACCUACGACUGACCCAAAACCUCAACCAUCAGAGAGACCUCACCUUCAGUUGUCACAGAAUCUAGAUGGAGGACAGAAGGAGAAUGAGGCUUGCAUCUGGGAUUCCUCUGAGAUUGGUCUAUUGCGGGAUGCUUACAGAAAACUCAAAGAAGACAGUAUUGAAGCAAUGGUCCAUGUUCGAGAAACAGUUAAGCGAAAUGAGGAAUUAGAAAAGCUGUGUGCUGAACAGAAGAAGACGAUUAAUGUUCAGAAAGGUCAAUUAUCUGAGGCAAGAAUUGCUAACAAAAGGCUGAAGAUUCAUGUGGAUAGUUUAUCUGAGGAAGUACAAUAUUUGACUGCUAAAACUGGUGCUAUGGAAGAAGUCAUUAAAGAAGUGAAGGUUGAACAUUCUGAUAUGGUAAAAGAAUUACAUGAAAACAGAGUUACCACUGAUAAAGAGAGAAUGCAAAGGAGUAGAAUUCAGAUGAAGUUGGAUAGCUUAAAGCAAGAAGCUUUGGCAGAUAAACUUGCUGCUGAGGAUAAGAUACGAACUCAGUGUAGAAAAGCAAUCCAUGAUCUCAAAGAACAGGUUAAGAAACUUGAUAAGGAAUUGAAAGAAGAGAAACAAAAGCGAAUUGUGACUGAAAAAGGAUUGAAACAUUUAAGAAAUCAUUUUUCUAGUUUGUCUGUUCAAGAGAUUUUGCCGGAGAGUAUUGUCAAUAAAGAUCAAGUUGGGUAUGUUCAGUAUUGAAAAAAUGAAAUACUAAAUAAUGCUGUGAUAUUGUUUUGUUUACCGUUAUGUUUAAUGCGAAUUAUUUCAUGUGUUUAUAUUUGUAGUUAAUUGUUAAAGUGAUCUUAAGAAUAAAUGGUAA